CAACAAUUAUUUGCUUGCUACAUAGUAUUAGCAUAACUAUAAUCAAAUUAAUCAAGUUUAAGGUCACAGUCACAGUUACUAUACUUACCUAAUAGUUAAUACACAGUACACACGUCUCUAAUAUAAUGAAAGUAUGUGGAUUGAUACUCCUUUUUAGCUCUUUAGCGUUGACAAAGAAUGUACCCCCAGAAAUGGUAGAUAUUUGGAACUCCCUGGUAGACCCGUUUGUAGGGUCGUGCGCCAGUGAGUUUAAUAUUGACAAUGAAAUAGCAAGAAAUUUCUUCCGUCUUGGACAGCUGCCUAAUGACCGACCAUUCCAUUGCUUCUUGCGAUGCCUGUACGAAAAUCUACAUUUUCUAACACCCCAAGGAGAUUUUGAUUACGAUAUGGUCGUGACAAAGGCGCAUUAUAUGCCACCUCAUUUAGCUGAGAAGUGUAUUUCGGAGACGAAGGCAAUAAUGGACAUUUGCGGGAAGUCAUAUGUGGGCGCCAAGUGUGCAAUAGAUUCAUUGGUAUAACAGAUUGUACCGAAUUUGUACUUCCUAGUUUACCAAUCUAUUAUGUUGUAUGCAUACUCAGUUCAAUUAUCAAGCAUUACCUUUA
This is a messenger RNA of Photinus pyralis (common eastern firefly), 603 nucleotides long. RefSeq lists its product as uncharacterized. Bases 126 to 518 code for a protein of 130 amino acids. Gene Ontology annotation, molecular function: odorant binding. The record is from RefSeq and is a predicted model, not a curated record. Lineage: Eukaryota; Metazoa; Arthropoda; Insecta; Coleoptera; Lampyridae. The transcript is spliced from 2 exons.